CUCCUCCAGACGAUCAAAUGUCACUAUAAGUUGAGAGCUGCAUCACCUUGGGACGCUCGCAGAUCCCAGCCUGCCCGUCCCCUUCAGCAGGGAGCUUGGUGCUUCUCUCCACUCCUCUGAGAAACUCGUUGCCAACAUGUCUGAUACCGAGGAAGUGGAUCAAGGAGAGGAGGAGUACGAAGAAGAAGAAGAGGUUCAAGAAGAAGAAGCUCAGGAGGAAGAAGUCCAUGAACCAGCCCCCCCUCCAGUUCAUGAGCCAGAGGAGACCCAUGAAGAAGCUGAUGAAGAAGGCGGAUACUAUGAUGAGGAGAAGCCCAGAAUAAAACUAACUGCUCCUAAAAUACCGGAGGGUGAGAAAGUAGACUUUGAUGACAUCCAAAAGAAAAGGCAGAACAAAGACCUGAUUGAACUGCAGGCCUUGAUUGACAGCCACUUUGAAGCCAGGAGAAAGGAAGAGGAAGAGCUGGUUGCCCUCAAGGAGAGGAUUGAGAAGCGCAGAGCUGAAAGAGCAGAGCAACAGAGAAUCCGGGCUGAGAAGGAGAAGGAGCGUCAGGCAAGGCUUGCGGAGGAAAAGGCACGGAGAGAGGAAGAAGAUGCCAAGAGAAAAGCCGAGGAUGAUCUCAAGAAGAAGAAGGCUCUGUCCUCCAUGGGUGCCACAUACAGCAGCUAUCUGGCUAAGGCUGAUCAGAAGAGAGGAAAGAAGCAAACAGCUAGAGAGACGAAGAAGAAGGUCCUGGCAGAGAGGCGCAAGCCCUUGAACAUUGACCAUCUGAAUGAAGACAAGCUGAGGGACAAGGCUAAGGAACUGUGGGACUGGUUAUACCAGCUGGAGACUGAAAAGUAUGACUUUACAGAGCAGAUCAAGAGGAAAAAAUACGAGAUUUUAACAAUGCGUUGCAGGCUGCAGGAGCUUUCCAAGUUCAGCAAGAAGGCAGGAGCCAAGGGCAAGGUUGGCGGGCGCUGGAAGUAAAGAACCAGGCAGGAUGGCUGUUAGUGGCGUGCUGAAACCCUGCUGGUCUCUUCUUUCUUCCUUCACCAAUCACUUGUGUUCCCACGCCUCAAUAACAGAAAUUGCAACAUCAGCCUGCGUUGGCUAUUGCUGCUGCUUUUGUUCUUUUUCUUUCUGGAGGGGUCUGGUGGCUUCCUCAGUCAAAAGGAAGCAGGUUCCCUGUGGAACUGAGAUGACUCCUUGCUGGCAUCUUCAAUUCCUGCUGAGCAUGUCCUUUAUCCUCCUGAUACCAGCCCUAUGCUGUCCUGUAGAUUGCUGUGUACAAAUCUCUGGAUUUUGUAAAUAAAGCAUGACCAGUACCUACUCCAAUGACA
Molecule: messenger RNA, 1323 nt
Organism: Athene cunicularia (burrowing owl)
Lineage: Eukaryota; Metazoa; Chordata; Aves; Strigiformes; Strigidae
Gene: TNNT3
Product: troponin T3, fast skeletal type
Exons: 20
Coding region: 137-970 (277 amino acids)
Biological process (GO): sarcomere organization; muscle contraction; regulation of muscle contraction
Cellular component (GO): troponin complex
Molecular function (GO): troponin C binding; tropomyosin binding; troponin I binding
Source: RefSeq, a predicted model, not a curated record